This is a messenger RNA of Paramecium pentaurelia, 900 nucleotides long. The record is from the annotation of a GenBank genome assembly. Lineage: Eukaryota; Ciliophora; Oligohymenophorea; Peniculida; Parameciidae.
AUGAAAAUUUGUUUUAAUUUCACAAAAUAAACUUUGUGCAAUAGAUCAUUUUCUCAAGCAGAUGUUCCAUUUGUUGCUUAUUAGGCAGGUAUAUAAUUUAUGUUUAUAUUGAGGUUUGAGCUUUAAUAUGGAUUUAAACAGUCCUUUCAGAUGGACACCAAAAAUCUAGAAAAUUGAACAAACACCUGAAUUUUUAAAGAAAAUGAAAUAUUUUUAGAGACUUACAAUAAUGGAAGAUCAUCACUAUUCUGAACUAAUUGAUACAUUUCUAUUUUAAGCACUUAAAAAUACAGAUUUUGAUUACUACUAUGAUUAUAAAUGCGAAUCUAAUCCUUAGUACUUUUAAAGUUCAUCUAUUUUAGUUGUCCUUUUUAUGGAAACAUACCAUUUUUAAUUUAUAAUAAAGUCAACAAAUACCCUAUAAUUCCUGUUAUGAGAACUAAACCAAUUAAUGCAUUUACUUUGGUGGCUAAAGAAAGAGAAAUGCUUAUAACUGAGGCUGUUGCAGCAGGAUUAUGGGCAUUGACUAAUUCUUAAGUAUAAAAACUCGAUAGAGUAAGAAUGUUAUAAACAGAUGGAAAUCAUUGGAGAAUGUUAGAACUAUGUAAAUAUUUCAAUAAAUUAUUAAAAGGCAAAAAUGAGAAAUUUAAAAAGACAGGUAUCUAUUGUUAAGAAAAUGAUAGUUAUAGCAAAAUAUAUUAUGAUUAUGAAGUUUAAUAGGUCAUUCUAGGAUUAAUUAGAUAUUCACUAAAUUAAAUGGAUGAGAAAGAACAAGCACUUAAUUUAAUAUAUGAUUUUGUUGAUGAAAGAAGAUAUUUAACACAUGAAGGUGCUCCUCCAAAAGCAACUGCAAAAUUUUGGAAAUUUGUACCUUAAUCAAUUAAGAACUUUUUCUUUUGA